This is a messenger RNA of Funneliformis geosporum, 552 nucleotides long. NCBI's taxonomy places the organism in Eukaryota, Fungi, Glomeromycota, Glomeromycetes, Glomerales, Glomeraceae. The record is from the annotation of a GenBank genome assembly.
AUGAAACUUCAAUUAUUUAGUAGCAAGGAGAAAGAAAAUGUCUUUUUGGAUUUAGAGCCGGGUCAAACUAUCAAUAUUUAUCUUUGCGGUCCAACCGUUUAUGACCAUAUUCACAUUGGUAAUUUACGACCAGUCAUUAUUUUUGACAUUCUUCACCGCUUAUUAUUGCAUCUAAACAUUAAAGUUAAUUAUGUUCAAAAUAUUACUGAUAUUGAUGACAAAAUAAUAGUUAGGGCUAAUAAGGAAAAAAAAACCGAAAAAAAGGUUAGCGAUCAUUAUACUAAUGCUUAUUUAGCUAAUCUAAUCCGCUAUAAUAUUUUGUUACCUUCUGCUUUGCCCCGAGUGACCAAUUACAUUUCUGAAAUUCAAGAAUUUAUUUUUUCCCUCGUUGAAAAAAAAAUUGCUUAUCAGCAAAAUAAUGAAGUUCUUUUUCGGAUUGGAGUAAAUAAGGAUUACGGAAAACUUUCCAAGCAAAAUCUAGAAAAACUAAAACCAGGCACCCGCGAAAUUAACAAAACUAGCAAGGAAAGCGAACUUGACUUUGUGCUUUGA